This is a messenger RNA of Triticum turgidum subsp. durum (durum wheat), 1098 nucleotides long. Lineage: Eukaryota; Viridiplantae; Streptophyta; Magnoliopsida; Poales; Poaceae. The record is from the annotation of a GenBank genome assembly.
AUGGACCAUGAAACUAAUGCUAAAUAUGGUGUCCUGGAGCGCCCACUACUCGAUGCAAGUGCAGAGCCGACUAAUGUGCCUUUAUCACUUUUGAAAGACAUCACAAAUGGUUUCUCUCAUGAUCGGAAAAUCGGCAGUGGUGGGUUUGCGGUGCUUUAUAUGGGAAUACUCGGGAAUGUGACGGUCGCCGUGAAAAGGCUGUUCGAAAGGUUUGAUAUUGAAGAGAAACAGUUCAACGAAGAGGUUAUUUGUCUGAUGAAGGCAAAACACAAGAAUGUAGUGCGAUUUCUAGGAUAUUGUUUUGACAGGCAAGGGAUAAUGGCAAACUUCGAGGGAAAGCCUGUCAUGGCAGAUGUUCAAGAAAGGUUGCUUUGCUUCGAGUAUCUACCCAGAGGGAGUCUUGAUAAAUAUAUCAGUGGAGCAUCUUCUGUACUCAAAUGGACAGAGCGAUAUCAGAUCAUCAAAGAAAUAUGUGAAGGUUUACAAUAUCUUCAUGUGCAGCGGCGUAUUGUCCACUUAGAUCUUAAGCCAACAAAUAUUUUGUUGGAUGAUAAUAUGGUUCCAAAAAUCGCCGAUUUUGGUUUGUCAAGGCGGUUCAGUGAAAAGCAAAGCCAGACCUUUACUGCAAAAGUGAGGGGAACUAUUGGAUAUAUAGCACCAGAGGUUCUCAAUAAUGGACAAAUUACAUUCAAGUCCGAUAUAUACAGUCUUGGCAUUAUAAUCAUGGAGAUAUUGACGGGGCAGAAGGGAUAUUGUGAUGUUGAGAAUGUUCUCAAUAUGUGGAGGAAUCUGUCACAGAAAUCACAGGGGGACAUACAUUUGGAACAAGUAAGACCAUGCAUGGAGAUAGCGAUAGAGUGCACUGAUUUUAACCCAGCAAAGAGACCAUCUACAGAAUGUAUACUCGAUAGGCUUAAUGAAACAGAAAGUAAGGGCAGGUCCAUCGAAACUAGUGGGAGCACUUCAUCAGCGGUGCAGGCAGAAGACGACUCCAGUGAGAAGAAUAAAUGGACACCCAAGGUUCCAGGAGAGACAAGUGAUGAGUUAUUGGUAGGAUUGUUCAAUGGAGGUGGGCACAAUUUUGAUGAAACGCUAUGA